AUGUCCACUUCAGAUCUCGAUCGUCAAAUAGAACAGCUCCGUCGUUGUGAAAUCAUAAAAGAGUCUGAAGUCAAAGCUUUAUGUCUUAAAGCCCGCGAAAUUCUUUCAGAAGAAAGCAACGUUCAGCUAAUUGCCGCACCUGUGACAGUCUGUGGAGACAUCCACGGUCAAUUUCAUGAUUUAUGUGAACUUUUCAUGGUAGGUGGAGAACUUCCUCUUACCAAUUAUCCCUUUUCCCUUAUUUUCUGAUAAAUUAUCAUAUAUUUCCCUUAUUCAGCAUAAAUUUAAUAUAUCUUUUUAUGGGCGACUUUGUCGACCGAGGCUUUAACAGCGUCGAAACCUUUCUCUUGAUGCUUGCUUUAAAGGUCAGAUACCCAGACAGGAUCACCUUAAUCAGAGGAAAUCAUGAAAGUCGUCAAAUUACACAAGUCUAUGGGUUCUACGACGAAUGUUUAAGGAAAUACGGCUCUGUCAAUGUAUGGAGAUACUGCACAGAAGUCUUUGAUUAUUUAGCCUUAGCUGCACUUAUUGAUAAUAGGAUUUUUUGUGUUCAUGGAGGGUUAAGUCCUACUAUAAAUACAAUAGAUGAGCUAAGAAAUAUUAAUAGAAAACAAGAAGUCCCUCAUGAAGGUACAAUGUGUGAUUUAAUGUGGUCAGAUCCUGAAGAAACUUGCUGCCAGAAAUUUGAUAAGAAUUUUUCAUUGUGUAACAUUUUCUCGGGUUUACUCUCGAGACAAUUGCUCGUCAAAAAACGAAAAAUUCUAUCAAAUUUAUAAUAAGAAAAAACAAAUCGAAAAAAAUGCCCGAGGAGAAUAAUGUUCUGGUUAAAUGCUACUGAGCUGAAGAAACUACUGGGUGGAGUGUAAGUCCAAGAGGUGCUGGAUAUUUAUUUGGCAAAGAUGUAGUCGCUAACUCCCCCUUUUUAAAUUUGAACAAAAAAACUCUUCCAAUUUUAAAGAGGAGUUAAUUUUGUUUUAAAAAAUUCUAAAAAUUAAAAAUAAUAUAAAAUAAGCAUAUGUUUUUGGAUUAUAAUUUAUUUAUGAAACAUUAUUCAAAGCAAUUUAAAAAAUAUUCUAUUUGAAUUUUUUUUAAAAUUAGAUAUUAAAUCUUUCCUUUUUUCAAAAGGUGGUUAAAGACCAAAGAGAGAAGUAAGUGGAACAACGAUAACAAUAUUGAGCUUAUUGCAAGAGCUCACCAGUUGGUAAUGGAAGGGUAUAAAAGUAUGUUUGGAGAUACACUGGUGACUGUAUGGUCUGCCCCUAAUUACUGCUAUUAACAUAACAUUAACUUAAAUUAUCGAAAAGCUCACUGUCAGGAUCCGAAAAUCCUUAAAUGCUAUAAUCGCCCUGCUUGCAACAAUCGUAUGUAAGCGGGGUUUCUUCUGUAAAAUUUGAAAAUUAAAUUUUCUGGUCACCGGUCAGCCAAGAUGAAAUUCGUUGCCCAGGACGCACCUCCUGAUAUUGCGAUGGGAAAUGUUACCAAUUUAUCAGGAGGAGCCUCACUGAUUUUGCAGGGAAAUCCUUUUCCAACUCAGAACUUCAUCUUCUUCCGAGGUAAAACCUUGACCUGGAAUCAGCUGUGGUCGAUAUAUCGCCCAAGCCAAUUAAAAACUGGUCGGAUACACAUUCCUGAACGCAAUUCUCCCUUCCAAAAGGUCCCUGGGCUCGGCCCAGCUACAGGUAUUAAGUUUACGGGUUAGUUCGCCAUGCCAUUUUAAUGUAUAUCCCUAAUAACUGCUAUAGAUGCGGAAACGUUGCUGCUAUUUUAGAGCUAGACGAGCAUCUUAAUCGUAGCUAUAAAACUUUUGAAGCAGCCCCCGCAGACGUCAGAGAGCCACCAAGCAAAAACCCAGCCAUGGACUAUUUCCUCUAA
Molecule: messenger RNA, 1872 nt
Organism: Blepharisma stoltei
Lineage: Eukaryota; Ciliophora; Heterotrichea; Heterotrichida; Blepharismidae
Source: the annotation of a GenBank genome assembly